UAGGAAAUCUUUUAAAGAAUGAGACACAAAUCUCUCACCCUUUUUUCUUAUCAUUAAUAACUCCUCUCCACCCCCAACCCCAAAAGCCAUUCAAUUUAUUUCCCUCUUUCAUUUAACAAUGUGCUUCCUAUUCUCUCACUUUAUACCAAUUCCUGCCCACUCUCUAACCAAAAAAAACAAAAGCUAAAACAAAGAGCUUCAUCAAGAACCAUAGCAAUGGACUUUGACCUUGAAAAUCCAUUGCCAUUUAGCCAUGACCCUACUCAUGCAGACACUAUUUCUACUCUUUUCAACAUUGAAAUUGAUCAUAUGCCAUCUAAACCUUACCAUCAAAAACUCGAAAACUCGGAUUUUCGCAUCACCAUUCGUGAAACAACCAUUUCUAUAAUCUUACAAAUUUCUCAUCCCUUUGAUCCAUUUCUCUCAUAUCUUGCCAUUAAUUAUCUGGACCGCUUCCUUUACUUCCAUUCACUAUCGGAAGGGAAGCCAUGGAUCUUGAGGCUGAUUGCUGUUUCUUGUGUUUCAUUAGCAUUGAAGAUGAGCAAAACAGAGUACUCUGUUACUGGCAUUCAGCAAGAUGGUGGUAUAAUAUUUGAUACAAAGACGAUAAAGCGUAUGGAGUUUUUGAUUCUUGGGGGCCUAAAAUGGAGAAUGCGCUCAAUCACUCCCUUCGCUUUCAUUAAUUUCUUCAUAUCUUUGUUCAAAUUCAAAGAUCUGCCGUUACAACAAGCACUCAAAGGUAGAGCCACUGAGAUUAUAUUCACAGCUCAAAAUGAGAUCAAGAUUUUGCAGUUCAAGCCAUCAAUAAUCUCAGCUUCAGCUCUUCUCUCUGCUUCUCACGAGCUUUUCCCAUUACAAUUCCCAUGCUAUAAAUCUGCUAUCCUAAACUGUUCAUAUGUACAUAAGGAUGAUUUGUUAAGUUGCUAUAAUGUGAUGCAAGAGAUAGCAAAGGAGGGAUAUGAGUCAGUACUAGGCAUAGCAUCAAGCACGAGCACGCCAGUCAACGUGCUUGACCUGCACAGUUGGAGUUCAGAUAACGAGCCAAUUGAAGAUAAUACUAUACUUAAUGCAAAUAGCAAUGCCAGGCAAGAGAACAACUUCAAACGUCGAAAGAUUAUUACUACUACUAUUGAAUGACAACAGUUAAAUUCAGCUUUCUACACAGCGUUGGUAUUGAUGUUUGAUAGAGAUAUUAAGCUAUCAAUCUGAAACGUAUUUUGAUGAAAACGAAGCAGUGUAGUGGUGACCACUGCAAGAGUUAAAAAGAUAGCAUCAGGCGAAAAAGCUUAACAAGCCAACUAGUAUGUAUACCUAUAUGUGGCCCAUUGGAGAGUGACACUAGCUUAGCUUUUUUGCAUCAAAAAACUAAAAACGAAAAGAAAAAUAGUACUCUUAUUAAAGGGGUAAUUGAGGAUUAAAAAAAAAAAAAAAAAAAAGGAACCAAAAGAAGGAGGAGAUAUUGUGGGUUGGGAAUGGUUUGUUUGGUUGGUGACUUUGCUUUGUAUGAAUGUGGAAAAAAGGCAAAAAGACUUGAAAAGGAAAAAGAAUAAGAAGAAGCGAAAAGAGAUCAGAGAAUAAUGAAAAUGAGUUUUAUUUCCUUUUGUUUUAUUGGGAAGAGAAAAAAGAAACAAAGAGAACGAGGGAUGUUAAUGUGUUCAACUUUUUAAAGUUGUUUCAUGUUGGUGAUGGGGCUCUUAUUUGGUUGCAAAUUAGAGAAUAAACUGUAUUGUAAUGCCAUUCUAGCUUGACAUUUUACCUAUUUUAUUAAUGGCUUUGUUUCAUGA
Molecule: messenger RNA, 1784 nt
Organism: Lycium ferocissimum
Lineage: Eukaryota; Viridiplantae; Streptophyta; Magnoliopsida; Solanales; Solanaceae
Product: putative cyclin-D6-1
Exons: 5
Coding region: 217-1137 (306 amino acids)
Biological process (GO): regulation of cyclin-dependent protein serine/threonine kinase activity; mitotic cell cycle phase transition
Cellular component (GO): cytoplasm; cyclin-dependent protein kinase holoenzyme complex; nucleus
Molecular function (GO): cyclin-dependent protein serine/threonine kinase regulator activity
Source: RefSeq, a predicted model, not a curated record